Hirsutella rhossiliensis is the source of this 231-nucleotide messenger RNA. RefSeq lists its product as uncharacterized. Lineage: Eukaryota; Fungi; Ascomycota; Sordariomycetes; Hypocreales; Ophiocordycipitaceae. The record is from RefSeq and is a predicted model, not a curated record. Bases 1 to 231 code for a protein of 76 amino acids. The transcript has a single exon.
AUGGAGGGAGACGCCAUCAAGCUACCUGGGGCUGACGGCUUCCUGGCUGAGGGCGGCCCCGGCAACUGGAGUUUCAGCCCCCAGAGGCGCAAUCGGCUUGUGCAUCUGCUCAGGAGCAAGCGGUACACUAGGCGGGCGGAUACUCUGUCCACCAGGCUCUACACCAGCCUCGUCGACUUGUUCCGCAUGCUCCUCUUCUAUGUCGACCUGCAGCACACUCUAUCGUUCUAG